Salmo salar (Atlantic salmon) is the source of this 1020-nucleotide messenger RNA. RefSeq names its product V-set and immunoglobulin domain-containing protein 10-like 2. NCBI's taxonomy places the organism in Eukaryota, Metazoa, Chordata, Actinopteri, Salmoniformes, Salmonidae. The record is from RefSeq and is a predicted model, not a curated record.
UCCCUCUAUUUCUGUAUGUCUCUCUCUCUCUCUCUGCACACAGGGAUUUCAUUUCACCGUCCGACUGAUGGAAUUUUGAAAAGGCUGCUAUCCCUUUCAGUUCAUUCAAUAAUAGAUUAUGCUACGGCGUCAACCAGACACCCUACACCUCUCUCUCUCUCUUUCUAAAUUUUCCCCUCUUUCUUUCUCUCUGGUCUGCUCAUUAGCCAGGCCAUGAGAGGUAGAGAGAGGGAUGGAGUGAGAGAGAGCAAGGGGAGAGAGAAUGAAGAGAAAGACAGAGAGAGAAAGAGAUAAGGAAGAGAGAGAGAGGUGGUAAAGCAUUGAUGAAUAGUUUCUCUCUCUCUCUUUCUCUCUCGUUCGUUCUCUCUCUCUUUCUCUCUCUCUCUCGUUCGUUCUCUCUCUCUUUCUCUCUCUCUCUCUCUCUCUCUCUCUCUCUCGUUCUCUCUCUCGAUCACCCACAGUGUGUAGUGUCGCCUGAAACGAGGAGUCAGACGUUAGAACUCAGAAGCUCUGUGAUAUAAUGCUGUAAUAACCAGCAACCUCUGAAACGUGUGUUACUAUGGAGACCCUCAGGAGGAUGUCCAGUCUCUGUCUGUUCCUCUGCUUACUGCAGCCUCCUCUACAAGGUCUGGAGAUCGUGGACCCAGAGGAGGUAGAGUAUAUCCGGCAGGAGGCCAGAGGGGUGGUGGGGGGCUCUGUGACUCUGGAAUGUGGAUCCACAAUGCCUGAUAUCCUCAUCUGGGGAUUCACCAGGCCUGGGUCCCAGUCUAACCUAGCUGUGGCUUAUAACUACGGACAUGGUCCCAUGCUCCAGCCUCUACUCUCAAGCAGCCUUGGACAUCUGAAGUUGAUGCCCAACACGUCUUCUCUGCUGUUGGACGAGCUGCACCACGAGGCCCAAGGGAUGUACACCUGUCAGGCCAUCUACAACACGGACCGGGGAGCUACAAUCACCUUCUACUACACUCAGCUAGAGGUGGUGGAGGAGGACUGAGGGAGGGAGGGAGGGAGAGAGAGAGA